This is a messenger RNA of Emiliania huxleyi CCMP1516, 228 nucleotides long. RefSeq lists its product as hypothetical. Bases 1 to 228 code for a protein of 75 amino acids. The transcript is spliced from 3 exons. Gene Ontology annotation, biological process: Mo-molybdopterin cofactor biosynthetic process. The record is from RefSeq and is a predicted model, not a curated record. Lineage: Eukaryota; Haptophyta; Isochrysidales; Noelaerhabdaceae.
AUGCCGCGGCAAGCGUGCCCCGAAGCGGGCACGAGCGAGGAGCGCCUCGACGUAGACAGCGGCGCCACCACAGACGACCUCCGGAGGCUGCUCGCCGAUCGCUUCCCUGGCCUGGCGGAUCUCCUUCCCGGCUGUGCGCUCGCUCGCAACGGCGACUACGUCACCGGCACCGAGCCGAUGGCAGAGGGCGACGAGCUCGCGGUGCUGCCUCCGGUGAGCGGAGGGUGA